Siniperca chuatsi (mandarin fish) is the source of this 3658-nucleotide messenger RNA. Its product is annotated as myosin light chain kinase, smooth muscle-like. The record is from RefSeq and is a predicted model, not a curated record. Gene Ontology annotation, molecular function: protein kinase activity; protein binding; ATP binding. Lineage: Eukaryota; Metazoa; Chordata; Actinopteri; Centrarchiformes; Sinipercidae. The transcript is spliced from 18 exons. Gene Ontology annotation, biological process: protein phosphorylation. The coding region runs from base 570 to 3176 and encodes 868 amino acids.
AAGUGGAGUUACUGUUUGUGGUCACAUGGUCCCACUUCUCUACCCCGGAAAACCGCGGUUUGAAAGAGUCACUUCAAUGAUUUUUCUACAUGUGUCGCUCAGCAGAGUCAAUGAGCAGAAAGCUGCCUUACAGGCUCUGCCUGAUUCCUGCGGUGACUCUGGCAGAUUGGCUCAACCUACAGUUUGAUAGGUGUUUACAGGGAAUAGGUGUUUAUAGAGGAUAAAAUGGCAAAAACAAGCUGAAAGUGUAAUUAUGUUCAGAGAGGAGAAGUAGGUUUUAUGAAGAAAACCACAAGCACAGAGGGACAGUGGGGGCUGGACAUGUGUGUUUUUAAGUCAGAUAAAACUGGCUGUUUCCUGUGUACUGUGGGGCUGAGAGUGGGUAGUGAUUUCAGAGGCUCCUCCUGUUAGCAUCUCUGAGGAUGUGUGAACAGAGACAGGGUGGAAAUUCAACACAAAUGCUUCACACUAUAUGACUAACUACAACACAUCACAACCAAGAGAAAAAGAGGAAGCCUGACUGAUGAGUGGCUAUUUGAAACUCAGCUGGUGAUCAUUUCUACUCAAGGAUGGACAAAGAUUGUGGGAAGCCAAAGACCUAUGUGUCUACUUUCCGGUUGGCCCUCAAGCCUCAAGCCAGACCUGUCUGUGUGGAGAGGCAGAGAGAGGAUGGACUGGAUACCACUAACAGGAUGUUGAUGGGAAACAACAAACUGGGAGUCUCAUCUGUAACAGACUCCAGACUGACCCCCGUCAAGGCGCUGGAAAAGCCUCACUUCAAACAACCACUCAGGGACUGUACAGUCUGUGAGGGAAGGGAUGCUACUUUUCAAUGCGUUAUCACAGGAAGUCAGCCUCUGAGCGUUUCCUGGCAACACAAUGGUAAGAAGACACAUUCAAGUAAUACUUCCUUCAAAAAUGGUGUUGCCAAUCUGGCUCUGACUCAUUGUUCACCUGGAGAUGAUGGGACGUAUACCUGCAUAGCUGAGAAUGUUGCUGGGAAACAGUCAAGCAGUGCUGUGUUACACAUCACAGCAUUAAAGGAAGUCCCCAGAACAAGCAACCAUGAGGUGCACAGUGAGGCCACGUUCAAGGUUGUGUCACCUGAAAACACUCAAUUGUCCUCAGCUUCUAAAGGGAAAAGCCAACACAGAGAAGAACACAAAGUCUCCACAGAUAUCAGAGAAAUCAACCUUCAAACAAAAGUCUCCACUAGCAAAGGGCCUCCUGUGGAGUUUCUAGACCCACCAGAGCAGGUGGAGGUUCGAGUAGGAGAGCGGGCCCGGCUACACUGUGAGUUCAAGAGCAGCUCUGUCCCUGUGGCCUGCUGCUGGAUUUACAACAGAGACAAGGUGGUGGUAGGAGGGCCGAGGAUGUCCGUCAGCAGCAGUGAGACACAAAGCGGUGUGGAGGUCUCUCAGGCUUGUCCAGACGACACGGGCUCGUAUACUGUCGUAGUACGAAACCGAAAAGGCUCUGCCCAGCAUACAGUCUCCCUCGGUGUCAUAGACCGACCCGACCCACCGGCAUCCCAACCUGUCGUUUCCCAGCUGUCCACUCAGUCCCUGGUCCUGUCCUGGACGGGUCCCAGCUACGACGGAGGCACAGCUGUGUUGGGCUACAUUGUGGAGGUCAGACAAGAGGGCCUGGACAAGCCUGGGAGCUGGAAUGAAGUAACAAGCCGUUGUAAAAACACAUCUUACAACGUCCAUUCAGGCCUGGAGCCCCUGGGGCAGUACUGCUUCCGUGUCAGAGCCUACAACUCCGCAGGGGUCAGCGAGCCAAGCCAGGAGUCUGAGCGUGUCAAGAUGGCGACAGCAAAAGAAAAGAAGGAAGAGCCUGAGUCGUACAUCAUAGUGACCGUUGACACCAAACACAAGAUCAAGGACCACUACAAUGUGCAUGAGAAGCUGGGAGUUGGGAAGUUCGGCCAGGUGUUCCGGUUGUCCCACAAGGACACAGGUCAGGUGUGUGCGGGGAAGUUCUACCGAGCCCGAACCUCUAAGGAGAGGGAAGCAGCUCGCAAAGAGAUUGAAUUGAUGAACCAUCUUCACCACCCAAAACUGGUCCAGUGUCUGGCUGCCUAUGACACACGCUCAGAGAUUGUCAUGGUCAUGGAGUAUAUUGCAGGUGGGGAGCUCUUUGAACGCAUCGUGGAUGACAACUUUGAGCACACAGAGCCCACCAGUGCCCGCUACAUGCAGCAGAUCCUGGAGGGCAUGAAGUACGUUCACAAGCAGAAUAUCAUCCACCUGGACCUCAAACCAGAGAACAUCGUCUGUGUGGAUACAACUGGUACACGGAUCAAGAUCAUUGACUUUGGCCUGGCUAGUAAACUGGAGGAGGGUAAACCUCUGCUGGUGAUGCAUGGCACGCCGGAGUUUGUGGCACCUGAGGUGAUCAACUAUGAGCCUGUGGGCCUGGAGACGGACAUGUGGAGCAUUGGAGUCAUCUGCUUCAUCUUGCUCAGUGGAGAAUCUCCCUUCCAGGGGAACAGCGAUCCUGAGACUUUGGCUCUUGUGACUGCUGCCUGCUACGAGUUUGACCAGGAGAGUUUUGAAGACAUCUCUGAUCAGGCUAAAGACUUUAUCAGCUCCCUGCUGAAGAAAGACCGGAGAUGCAGGUUGUCAUGUGCCGAGGCCCUCGCCCACCCCUGGAUGGUCUCUUUUACCCCUCUGAACCGCAGACCUACCAAGUCCCUCAAUAAGGGGAAGAUGAGACGCUUUCUGGCCAAGCGCAAGUGGAAGAAAACUGGCAAGGCUGUUCUGGCCCUAAAGCGGAUGGCUAACCUCUCCAACAGACCAGACUCUCCUGGCUGCUCCUCAGAGGAGCCAGGUUGGAGCCAAGAGGCAGAGGAGGCCAUCCAGUCGCUGGAUAAGCAGCUUCAGAGUGAACCUCGCUUCGAGCAGGCCCUGAAGGACACCACCCUCCCCAGAGGAGCAACUGCUCAGCUAACAUGCCGUGUCAAUGGUUACCCGCAGCCAAAAGUGAAGUGGCUUCAAAAUGAGAAGCUGGUGUCUGAAUCGUGCAGAGUGACCGUGGAGCUACAUGAAGACGGGCUCUGUUCUCUGAUUGUGGCUGAUUUGGAGCCUUCUGACUCUGGGGUUUAUGUGUGCAGGGCAGGCAACAAGCUGGGGGAAGCAAUGUGCUCUGCCAAACUGAAGGUUGAGAUGUGAACGUGGUGAAAACCAGCGGAAGCAACAAUUUAAGAUUUUCUGAGACUCUUCAGAAGUAGACUUGAUUUGAUAAAGCCUGGACUUUGACAUGACAUGUCAGUACAUGGAAGGACAGUUGUUUCACUGUCACACAAAAAAGCUGCUUUCAUGUAAUUUCAAGGCAAACAGGGUGUGUUGUGGUCUUCUGCCAUUAAUGGGAUAAUACGGUUUGGACACGCAUUCCCACAGCCCUUUGUUUCACAAGUCACCAGUUACUAGCACACUUACUAAGAUUAUAUUCUUUUAAUCUGUGGUUAGCAUGUUCAGCUACCAAUGCACAAGGUUUUGUUGUACUGAAAUAAGGUGUAAGGUGCAACUGUUGCUGAGCUCAGCACCGUUCACACAACUGGUCACGUGAAAAUUGUACAUUUUGCACAUUUAAACAUCUUUCAAAUGUAAAUGUUUUAAAGGCAUUAAAAUUAAAGGCUGAAUUUUAGAAAAAA